CACCCAAAAACCGCACAGCUCCCGUCCCCAUCAGUUACCGUCCGGCGCCGCCCCUCCCAUGGAUGCGGCCAGCCCCCAAUCCCAGCGCCCCGAUGCCGCUCCCCUCCUCCGAUGGCCUUCCUUCCUCACGCGUUGCACCCUCCCCACAACGUCGAUCUACUCCCGACGCGCCCGCCAACCGCGCAUCUCGGAUCCGGCGCACCUCCCUACCGUCGGCGAAGCGGCCCCAUACCCGGUGCCGCUCCUCCCUCCCGACGCCGCACCACCGUCCCCAGCUCGCCGCACCACCCUCCCGUCGCCGCUCCCUCCCCAGAUUCGCCCCCAACCCCGGCGGCGCACAGCCCUCCCGGUGCCGCACCCAACACGCGACAUCGCUAUCCUCCUCCAGGCCGCACCAUCCCCCCGACGGGGCUACUGAAACCGUCUAAGCCCAUGCUGCUGUGCGACCUCAUCUUGUUAUCCCGUUCGUUGAUUUGUAAUCGCCCUCUCGGAUGGAGCCUUCUGAUCCUGUGCCCGCCCAGUCAGCAAAUGUUCAACGAGGUUCGCCGCAAGUCCACUCAUCAAGAUACCGGUCAGUGGUUGGUGGACCGUAUGCCUAGCAACCCGAAGAAAAUGGCAUUUAUUAGCACACAGGAGAGGUUCGAGGUUCCUCUCCGUCCAGAGCUAUGGUCUUCUGUGUUUUCUCCUCCAUGAGUUCCAUGGUCAGUUUUUAAUUCUUGCCCCUGCGGCUAUCCCUACUCGUGAGUGCAAAUGUGAGCAAGGUGGUCCAUAUAUUUCUGUAGUUUUAGUGGCAUAAUGACAUGAAAGCUAUCCCUUCAUGUUUGGGUGCAAGUGCGUUUAGCAGAUGAAAUAAAUGUGUGUAUGGAGUUCAAUUUAUCAUUCUUGUAUGUUUGUUCAUAUCCGCUGAUAUAUUCUAUCACGAGACCAUUACUGCUGCUAUAUCUGUAGAACUUUUUGAAGCAUCAGCAUUAAUUAUUGUCACAUUCCUUUAU
Molecule: messenger RNA, 992 nt
Organism: Panicum virgatum (switchgrass)
Lineage: Eukaryota; Viridiplantae; Streptophyta; Magnoliopsida; Poales; Poaceae
Product: neural Wiskott-Aldrich syndrome protein-like
Exons: 5
Coding region: 112-693 (193 amino acids)
Source: RefSeq, a predicted model, not a curated record